Messenger RNA from Didymodactylos carnosus, 1434 nucleotides. NCBI's taxonomy places the organism in Eukaryota, Metazoa, Rotifera, Eurotatoria, Philodinida, Philodinidae. The record is from the annotation of a GenBank genome assembly.
AUGGAAGAAACUCUUGAUGAUGUUAAUGAUUUGAAUGCUGAAAAAGCAACAAACAGUGACCAAAUCAAACAUAUUCGUAUCGGACUAAUCGGAGCAGGAGCGAGUGGUCUUGCUCUAUUGCGUGCUUUCGAAAAAAUCCGAGAAACAAAUCACGUUAUUCCACAAAUAGUUUGUUACGAAAAGCAGGCUGAAUGUGGUGGUCUUUGGAACUAUACAUGGAGAACGGGACUGGAUGAACACGGGGAACCCGUUCAUGGCAGUAUGUACCGCUAUUUAUGGUCCAACGGACCCAAAGAGUGUUUAGAAUUUGCUGAUUAUUCGUUUGAAGAACAUUUUGGUAAAAGUAUAUCUUCGUAUCCUCCUCGAGCUGUGCUUCAUCAUUAUAUCAAGGGACGAAUCGAUAAGAGUAAUGUUCAAAACUAUAUUCAUUUUAAUACCGUUGUUCGUUGGGUUUCAUAUUGUAUUGAUCGUGAAAAAUUUACCGUUACUGUAAAAGAUUUGAAAAAAGAUACAAUGACAAGCGAAGAAUUUGAUUACGUUGUGGUAGCAUCUGGACAUUUUUCUGUACCGCAUAUACCCUAUUUUGAAGGUUUAGACAAAUUUCCUGGACGUGUUUUACAUGCUCAUGAUUUUAGAGGUGCCGAUGAAUUCGUAGGAAAAAAUCUUCUACUGAUUGGCAGUAGUUAUUCGGCCGAGGAUAUUGGUGUUCAAUGUCAUAAAUAUGGUGCGAAAACAAUAACAAUCAGUUAUCGAACGCGACCCAUGGGUUUUAAAUGGCCUUCAAAUAUGAAAGAGGUUCCACUGUUAAUUCGAGUUAUUGGUAGGACAGCGCAUUUCAAAGAUGGUUCAAUACAAGAAAAUAUAGACGCCAUUAUUUUAUGUACUGGUUAUUUACAUAGUUUUCCCUUCCUUCCUGAUGAUUUACGUCUCAAAACAUAUAAUCGUCUUUAUCCAUCUAAUCUUUAUAAAGGUAUUUUUUGGUUAGACAAUCCAAAAUUAAUUUAUUUGGGAAUGCAAGAUCAAUAUUUUACGUUCAAUAUGUUUGAUUCACAAGCAUGGUAUGCUCGUGAUGUGAUUCUUAAACGAAUUAUACUUCCUACGAGGAAGGAGAUGGAGAUGAAUAUUAGAGAAUGGCUUGAAAAUGAAGAAAAAGUAGUUGGAAAAUACGAUGCUAUUGAUUUUCAAGCAGAAUAUAUACGUGAUCUAUUACAAUACACUGAUUAUCCAACACUCGAUGUUCAGCAUGUUGCUAAAUUAUUUAAAGAAUGGGAAGAUGAUAAAGAUGAAAAUAUUCUUACGUAUCGUGAUAAAACAUUUCCAUCGGUAAUAACAGGAACAAUGGCACCAAAGCACCAUACACAUUGGAUAGAGGCACAUGAUGAUACCCUUGAAACAUAUUUAAAUGAACAUAGAACAUUGUCCAAUCCUAUUUAA